This is a messenger RNA of Heterotrigona itama, 1298 nucleotides long. Lineage: Eukaryota; Metazoa; Arthropoda; Insecta; Hymenoptera; Apidae. The record is from the annotation of a GenBank genome assembly.
AUUUAAAUUUAUUUUUUUUUUUUCAAUAAAAUGUUUUCAAAGUUGAGAAGAUAAUUUAAAUAUUACUAGAAAAAGCUUCUAAAUUUACUAAUAAAACGAUUGAGAAUCACUGAGGGAACGUGAUAUACAUAUAGAAUGCCGUCUAGUAUAACGUAGCUUCAGAUCUUACGUGUCUACGAAUGUCGCUGCCUCGGACGAUUUAACUAGAUUUUGUAACAGAUUGUUAAAUAUUUGAUACGCUGGAAAAUGGCAAAUGAAAAUUAUUUGAGUGAUCCGAACAAUCCAUUUUUCUCUCUCGAAGACGACAUUGACGACGAAACAUUUUUAAAUAGUGCACCACCGAGAUCUGGUCACACGACUUACAAUCAAUAUAAUAAUUUUGACAAUGUUCUCGAACAAAAGCAUCAACAAUUAUUACAACGAAAAAAGGAAAUAGAAGAACGUACGAUACAAUCGACGAAAAGAUCUAUUUCAAUACUAAGAGACUCUGAACAGAUUGGAGCUGCUACUGCAGAGGAACUCAUUAGACAAAGAGAACAAUUAGAAAGAACAGAAAAAAGAUUAGACGAUAUUAAUAGCACAUUAAGGUUUAGUCAAAAGCAUAUCCAAGGAAUAAAAAGUGUGUUUGGAAGUCUUAAAAAUUAUCUCAGUGGUAAAUCAAUGGAUGCACCAAUACCAUCAACUAUAUUAUCAGAGUCUUCUAGCUCUGAAUCUAUGACAUCUCCUGCUCUAUCAAAUUCUUUAGAACAAGUACAAACUAAUAUGGCUAAUAUAAGUCCAGCAUUAAAGCUACAUGGCCUGGAUAAUGAUGUAGAAACAAAUUCUUUAAGUAAUAACGUGAGCAAGGUAUUAGAAAAAAAUUUAGAUGAAAUGAGUGGUUCAUUAGCUAGAUUAAAAGGUUUAGCUAUAGGAUUAUCAGAAGAGAUAGAUUUACAAAAUGACUUGAUUGACAACAUAACAGAUAAAGCAGAAAAGACAGAUAUUAUGCUGCAGAAACAAAAUAAAGAUCUUACUCAUUUAUUAAAAAAAUAAGUUAUAUAUACAAUACAUAAAACAAAACAAAAGUGCUUAGUAUAUUAAAUUCAUAUACAUUUCAAAUAAAUGUGUAAUAAAUAUUGCCUUAUUUAGUCAUAUCUAAAAAAUUUUAUAUAUGUUAUUUAUUUUGUAAGAUUGCUUUAUGAUGUUUUGUAAAAUACAAGUUACAAUAAUGUAAAACUUUAUGAAAAAAAGACAUAAAGAAAAUACAUGAUACACUUCCAUACUCAUAAUUAUUAUUUCAGUAUUAGUUUUAUUUUUCG